UCAAUGGCAUGUGUGACGUAUCCACUGUGUGUAAGGUGAUUCAUCCUACGUUUAGAAACUUAUGUCGGUUUUGGGUGUCUUUUAUUUUCAGAGUUACACCGUGUGUUAAGCUGGAUACUUAGUUAUUACUUCUUUCAUUUAUGAUGAAUGAUGGGGGGCCCUGAUGAUGUAGCACUCCAUUUUUCAGAUGAUGUGAAUCAUAUUCCCAAAAAGCAUCCUGUAGCAGUAUUAUUCCACUUAACAUUCCGAGCACUGGCUAUUUUGGUUUAUUUGAUGUGUGGAUGGUUCAGCAACAGUUUCAUAUCAUGUUUUGUUACAAUUCUUAUUUUUCUGUCUCUUGAUUUUUGGACUGUAAAAAAUGUAACUGGAAGGCUUCUAGUUGGCUUGCGGUGGUGGAAUUAUGUAGAUGAUGAAGGCAAAAGUCAUUGGGUAUUUGAAUCAAGAAAGGGAGAAGAUGCAGCUGUUACAGAUUCAGCCGAAGCACAGGUGUUUUGGUUAGCUCUUGUCCUUACACCUGUAGUAUGGUUUCUUUUAUUGUUUAUUAGCUUUUUUAGGCUAAAUGUGAAAUGGUUUGUUGUAGUUCUAAUUGCUCUUGUUCUUAAUGGUGCCAACUUGUAUGGUUAUUUACGUUGUAAAGUUGGUGGGUCAGAAAAUUUUACAUCUGCAGUAUCGAAUAUGAUGGGUCGCCAAGUGAUAAGUAAUAUGUUCAGUUCUUUGUGGAAGAAACCUGAGCAGGCACCUCCACCAAACAGAGGAUUUACAAAUACUGUUUAAUGCUUUUUGUAUGUAUGUAAGCACAUCUAAUUUGUUGCACAUUGUCUUUUCAUCAUGUAUGCCAUUAAAUGUAUUCCAAUAUUGAUUUCUUUCUUUCAUAACAAAAUAAAUAUUUUACAAUAAUUA
Messenger RNA from Stegodyphus dumicola, 900 nucleotides. Its product is annotated as Golgi apparatus membrane protein TVP23 homolog B. Gene Ontology annotation, biological process: vesicle-mediated transport; protein secretion. The record is from RefSeq and is a predicted model, not a curated record. Gene Ontology annotation, cellular component: Golgi membrane. NCBI's taxonomy places the organism in Eukaryota, Metazoa, Arthropoda, Arachnida, Araneae, Eresidae.